AGAUGAAAGAGCGGAGAAGAGAAAUCGGAAUUUAUUUUCUGGAGGACAAAUCAGAGAGAAUUAGAAAAAAAAGAAAAGAAAAGAAGUCGCCAUGGUUGCCGCAUCAGCCAACCUCGCGAACCUGAGAUCGACGUCGCUAUUUUCAAAUCGGCCACUCUCUAUCUCCAUGUUAAGCGGAAUCAGAAACUCUUUCAUGUUACCCUUCAGGAACUGUCUUAAGCCCACACCUCUCCGACUCGCGUCGUGGCCACCGCACGGUUCUUCUGUUGUUAGGGCCAUGUCUUCUUCUUCUUCCUUCGGAUCGACACUGGAGGAGAGCGUUAAAUCGACGGUGGCAGAAAACCCCGUCGUCGUUUACUCCAAAUCCUGGUGCUCAUACUCCUCUGAAGUGAAGAACUUGUUCAAGAGCCUUCAAGUUAAGCCACUGGUUGUUGAAUUGGAUGAACUUGGUCCGGAGGGGUCGCAGCUGCAGAAUGUGUUGGAGAGACUUACUGGACAAUACACUGUUCCCAAUGUUUUCAUCGGAGGAAAGCACAUUGGUGGCUGCUCAGAUACACUGCAGCUGUACAAUAGGGGUGAGCUGGAGCCAAUGAUAGCUGAAGCCAGUGGAAAAACCGGUCAGACUUAGCGAGGUUUAGAGAUGAAACACUGCAAGUUGGAGUUCAUGUUUCCUUCUUGUUUAAUCCGCGAACCUCUUGGAUAAAAAAUGAUAUUGAAGUCGAGAUGAUAUGGCGAUUCAAAGUUACAGUCCUAUAUAGUGACUUGAUAAGAAUCUUUUGUGUUUCUUUCCAUGUAAGCCAACGCAAUAGACAAAGUCAUGCCGGUUUUUGUUAAUAAACCGCAGUUGCUGAUC
Molecule: messenger RNA, 853 nt
Organism: Eutrema salsugineum
Lineage: Eukaryota; Viridiplantae; Streptophyta; Magnoliopsida; Brassicales; Brassicaceae
Product: monothiol glutaredoxin-S12, chloroplastic
Exons: 5
Coding region: 92-628 (178 amino acids)
Biological process (GO): cellular response to oxidative stress
Cellular component (GO): cytoplasm
Molecular function (GO): glutathione disulfide oxidoreductase activity
Source: RefSeq, a predicted model, not a curated record